AUGAGCAAUUACCCAGUCCCGCCCCCGGCCUACGGCCAAAACACGAAGCCCAACUACCACUCCAUCGACGAAGAGAGUCGCGAGCCCCUCCUCGCUGGCUCCAGCCGUGGAGGCGGCAACGGCUUCUACGACCAGCCGGCGCCUGGCGAACUCCCCGACGAUUUCAAGUACGGAGUGACUGUCUCAGAGAGCGCACCUGAGGUCCGGAAGGCGUUCGUGCGCAAGGUGUACACCAUCCUUCUCUUCCAAAUCGCUGGCACCGCCCUUGUUGGUGGGAUAAUCUCGCAGUCGCCGUCAACGAUCUUCUGGGUCCAGACUCACCUCUGGGCGUUCUACGUACCCCUCUUCGGCACCCUCAUCAACCUCGGACUGCUCUACUGGAAGCGUCACAGCCACCCAUGGAAUCUCGUCCUGCUUACCACAUUCACGCUCAUGGAGGCCUUCACCCUCGGCGUUGCCGUCUCGUUCUACAAGAACGAUAUUGUCUUGAAAGCUCUGUUGAUCACUCUAGGCGUGUUUAUUGGCCUGACUCUCUUCACUUUCCAGUCCAAGUAUGACUUCUCGGGGAUGGGCCCCUUCCUUUUCGGGGCUCUCAUGGCGCUAGUUAUGACAAGCUUCAUCGGCGUCUUCUUCCCUUUCGGGCGCACGUUCGACCUCGUCUAUGCCUCCUUCGGCUGCCUCCUCUUCAGUGGCUACAUCGUCUACGACACGUACACGAUCAACAAGCGCCUCUCGCCCGACGAGUACAUCAUGGGUGCUAUCAGUCUUUACCUCGACUUCAUUAACCUCUUCCUCAACAUUCUCCGCCUCCUCAACAACAUGCAGGAGCAGUAA
This is a messenger RNA of Cyclocybe aegerita, 834 nucleotides long. The record is from the annotation of a GenBank genome assembly. Lineage: Eukaryota; Fungi; Basidiomycota; Agaricomycetes; Agaricales; Hemipholiotaceae.